CCCAAUUUUAAAUCCACAAACCCUCUGCUUUAGAUUUUCCGUUGCACUUCCAUGCCCGGUUGAAUUCCACCCCUUUCUCUGCCGUCUGCGGCCGGAUUUUCUCCACUUUAAAUGGGUAAAACCUCCAUAUAAACGGGCUUGUAUCGCCAUUGCUUCCAUUGCGAUAGAUGGGCUUCAACAUAGCGAUUUACCGAUGCAUAUCUGUUGGGUUUCCAUGAUGAUACAAGUUAUAGUGAAGCAAGAGAUCAUGCUUUUCUUAAUACAAACAAAUAAGUUGCAAAUUCAUCGGAACUUAAACAUUGCCUUUAAACAAACUAGCUGGUUUCACUGUUUGUCAGAGACGGAUGUUGCAAUUGAAAGAAUUGCUACAGUUAUAAAUGACCAUCCUUUUCCUGAUAAGAGGCUGCAUUCCACACUUCGCCGUGAGAUACCUCCAGGUGUUCUGUCUACAACCUUUGUGGAAAAUGUCCUUGGUCACUUGUUUGGUGCGCACUCAAAUGGCAUUAAGGCAUAUGAAUUUUUCAGGUUUUGUCUCUGUCAGCCUCAUUAUGUUCCAAGUUCAGAUGCUUUUGAGAAGACACUCCACAUACUUACAAGAAUGCGCUAUUUUGACAAAGCUUGGGAACUCAUGGGAACAAUCAGGGAUAAACACCCUAUCCUGCUUACUCUCAAAUCGAUAAGCAUCAUGAUAUCAAGAAUUGCGAAAUUUCAGUCCUAUGAAGAAACUCUUGAAGCAUUUCAGAGGAUGGAGAAGGGUAUAUUUUCAGGGAAGCAAUUUGGGAGUGAAGAAUUCAACAUACUUCUUCGAGCUUUCAGCACACAAAGGCAGAUGAAAGAAGCACGAUCAGUUUUCAACAAGCUCCACACUAGGUUUUCUCCCAACACCAAAACAUUGAAUAUUUUGCUCUUGGGAUUCAAGGAAUCAGGCGGUGUUACUUCGGUUGAGUUGUUCUAUCAUGAGAUGAUUAAAAGAGGUUUUAAGCCCAAUAGUGUGACUUAUAGCAUUAGAAUUGAUGCUUACUGUAAAAAAGGUUAUCUUGGCGAUGCCUUGAGACUCUUUGAAGAAAUGGAACAGUGUAAAAUAAUGCCCACAGUAGAGACUAUUACUACUUUGAUUCACGGUGCUGGGAUAGCUCGAAAUGUUACAAAGGCAAAAGAAUGUUUUGAUGAAAUUUCCAAGAGAAACUUGAAAGCUGAUAUUGGGGCUUAUAAUGCCCUCCUGAGCUCUCUCCUUCAGUGUAAAGAUGUAAAAUCGGCUGCCGCUCUAAUGAAUGAAAUGGAGGACAAAAAUAUCGGGCUUGACAAUGUUACAUAUCACACAAUGUUUUUGGGAUUAAUGAGAUCAUAUGGUAUUGCUGCUCUUUCGGAACUUUAUCAAAAGAUGAUUGAGAGAAAUUUUGUGCCAAAGACACGGACAAUUGUUAUGUUAAUGAAAUACUUCUGUGAGAACCAAAGACUUGAUUUGGGUGUGAAUUUGUGGAGUUAUUUACUGGAGAAAGGACACUGUCCUCACAGUCAUGCUUUAGAUCUUCUUGUGACUGGAUUAUGUUCCAGAGGAAGGUUUGAAGAAGCUUAUGAUUGUUCAAAGCAAAUGUUGGAGAGAGGUAGACAUAUGAGUGAGCUAUCAUAUAGAAUGUUGGAGAGGUACUUACUGCAGAUUGGACAGAUGGAUAAAUUGCAAAACCUGGACAAGCUGAUAAGGAGAUUACAAGCAACGCUCCCACCUUCCAGGGGACAUGCAAAUGCAAACUCCUAGUGUAUCUUCUUCCAGGUCGGUCGUAGCAGUAUAAAUUUAUCUUCUUUUAGUGUUGUGCGCAGAUCUAUUUGUGGUGCUAAAAUACAUUUUGCUUGAGAUAUUUCAUUUUGACAGUGAAAAUUCAUUAGUUUCCAAUUGACUCAUCCUAUUUUGACCAAAUUUCAGUGUUGUUUGUGACGUACUUUAUAAUUUUCUUGGCUCAACCCCACUCACCUCUCAUAGGUAUCUAAAAUUUGAUUUUGAACCAUGAUGUACUCCUUGCUAGUUUUUUUUUUUAAAUAGAGGGAUUUCAUUUAUCGCUGCAUAUACUGCUGAAAAUUGUAAUGACUUCUUGUUUGGCCAAUUCUUGAUGCAUGUCUGUUAGUUAUCAACGUGAGGUCAUUACUUCACUUUCUCAUCGAUAUUAUGUGAUCUUGAUUCCUGUUACCAUGACUGUAUUUGACUUCUGUCAAGUUGAUUAUCCUGAUGAAGUUGUCUCAGUCAUUGGGUUUCUCAAAGUUGAUCAACUCUGGAAGGAGUACAUGUCUUCUAAUGCAGCUUAUCAGGAUGGCCUCCCGAGCAUAUGUCAUUCCCCCAAGUAGACCUGUUAGUAAUCUGGUCUGGGCCUCACCUGCUCUGCUAAUCCUAUUCGGAAGACCUGCCACAGGGAUACUGCAUCCCAAUUUGGAACAAUCUCUUCACUUGCAAUAUGGUGUUAACGAUAAGUAAUGCAGGAUUGCAUUCCCCAGAAGUUCAGGUUCUGCAAAUAUUGUAUCAGAGAUCUUUCUUAAAGCACCCUUAAUAUUGCACCUGGUUUCGGAUAAGUUUAUUAGUCUCACUUUACUGGGAAGGAUGAGUACCCUGAUAAGAAGUUAUUAUCUGGGAGGCCAUCAUUUGUUUCAAUUUUUGUAUGAUGCACAACAGUAAAGAUUCAUGCAGAUGAAGCUACGUCACUCUUUUAAAGUGCCUCCGUGACCCCUGCUUUUGAGGCCCCGGUCGUGUCAUCAGUUUAGCAUGGGAGGAUGUGGAGCUACAAAACAUCAGAUAAACAAAGUUCCACUUCCUUACUGGCAUAGGCUGGCCUAUGCCUUAAUUUACUUGCUCUCCUUUCUUGUAUUAGCAUAUUGACUAUAUUCUAGUAACACCAGUGUCUUAUGUUGUAGUGUUUGAAAUUCAGGUCUGACAUUAGGACUUGAAGAGUUUGUUCCUGAAGCAAUAGUUGAGCUUCUUUCUUAGAGAGUUUGUCAAACAUUAAAGCAUGCUAAUGACGAAUAUGAAACUGUAUUUUACCCUUC
Molecule: messenger RNA, 3030 nt
Organism: Coffea eugenioides
Lineage: Eukaryota; Viridiplantae; Streptophyta; Magnoliopsida; Gentianales; Rubiaceae
Product: pentatricopeptide repeat-containing protein At3g61360
Exons: 3
Coding region: 194-1756 (520 amino acids)
Molecular function (GO): protein binding
Source: RefSeq, a predicted model, not a curated record